Molecule: messenger RNA, 1717 nt
Organism: Mucor mucedo
Lineage: Eukaryota; Fungi; Mucoromycota; Mucoromycetes; Mucorales; Mucoraceae
Product: histidyl-tRNA synthetase
Exons: 4
Coding region: 28-1674 (548 amino acids)
Biological process (GO): histidyl-tRNA aminoacylation; mitochondrial translation
Cellular component (GO): cytoplasm; mitochondrion
Molecular function (GO): ATP binding; histidine-tRNA ligase activity
Source: RefSeq, a predicted model, not a curated record
GUUGUUUGCUAAAUUAGAAAAAUAAACAUGUCUGACCAAAAGGCACAAUUAACACAAUCCAUUGAAGCCCAAGGACUUAAAGUUCGUCAGUUGAAGUCCCAAGCUGCGGAGAAGACUGCCAUUGAUGCCGAAGUUCAAAUUUUACUCGGCCUCAAGAAAGAGUUGGCUACUCUUGAAGGAGCUGACAAAAAGUCUAACGAUACUAAGCCCGCCAAGAAGGCUGGUAAGUCUAGCUUCACUUUAAAGACUGCUAAGGGUACCAAAGACUAUAACGACAAGGACAUGGCUAUUCGUGAAAAGGUCUUCAAUACCAUUACCAAGGUUUUCAAAAAACACGGUGCCGUCACUAUUGACACUCCUGUUUUCGAAUUGAAGGAAAUUCUUGCUGGUAAAUAUGGUGAGGACAGUAAAUUGAUUUAUGACUUAGCCGAUCAAGGUGGAGAAGAAUGUUCUCUUCGUUAUGAUUUGACUGUUCCAUUUGCCCGUUUCUUGGCCAUGAAUGGUAAAGAAUACCCCAACAUCAAACGUUACCAAAUUGCUAAGGUUUAUCGUCGUGAUCAGCCUGCUAUGACUAAGGGUCGUAUGAGAGAAUUCUACCAAUGCGAUUUUGAUAUCGCGGGCUCUUAUGAUUCUAUGAUUCCAGAUUCUGAAAUUUUAAGAAUUUUAUGUGAAGCGCUUACCAAUUUGGAUGUCGGUAAAUAUACAGUCAAGAUUAAUCAUAGAAAGAUUUUGGAUGGUAUUUUCGAAGUUUGUGGUGUACCCGAAGAUAACAUUCGUCCUAUUUCAUCUGCUGUUGAUAAGCUUGAUAAACUUCCUUGGGCCGAUGUCAAGAAGGAAAUGGUUGAAGAAAAGGGUUUGGCUUCCGAAGUAGCUGACAAGAUUGGUGAAUAUGUCAAACAUAAGGGUGGCCGUGAUCUUUUAGAAAUGCUUUUAAAGGAUGAAGUAUUAACCAGCAAUGCCAAUGCUGCUGCCGGUCUUGCCGAGAUGGGUACACUCUUUGAUUAUUUGGAGAUCUUUGAUGUUAUGGACAAAAUGUCCUUUGAUCUUAGUUUGGCCAGAGGUUUGGAUUAUUACACUGGUAUUAUCUAUGAGGCUGUCACUGAAAAGUCAGCUCCCCCUAAACUCGCAGAAGGUGUUUUACCUAAGAAGAAGUCAGGUACUGAUGAAUUUGAUGAAUCUACUGUUGGUGUCGGUUCUAUUGCUGCUGGUGGUCGUUACGAUAACUUGGUUGGCAUGUUCUCAGGCGUUAACAAGAAGGGUGUUCCUAACCUCCAAAUUCCUUGCGUUGGUGUCUCCAUUGGUGUUGAGCGCGUUUUCUCGAUCCUCAUGUCAAAGCAGAAGACUGAAGAAAUCAAGAGUAACGAAACUGAAGUUUAUGUCAUUUCUGUUGGUGACGGUCUUUUAAAGGAAAGAAUGCAGAUUGCUAAGGAAUUAUGGGAUGCUGGUAUCAAGGCAUCUUACAUGUUCAAAAACAAGCCUAGACUUGAUAAGCAAUUCGAUGUUUGUGAAAAGGAAAUGAUUCCUUUCGCAAUUUUCAUUGGUAAGGAUGAACUUGAAAAGGGUGAGGUUCGUGUCAAGGAUAUGAGAUCAAAGGAUGAGUCUCAAAAGGGUGGUGUUACCAUUAAACAUGCUGAUAUGAUCAAGGAAAUGAAGGCCAGACUUGAAAGUUUGUAAAUUUAAAAUAAAAUGGCUAAUAGAUUCAUACAAUUGAGAAAAC